AUGGCGGACGAUCAGUGGUUCCAUGGUGCCUCACUGUCAGACAUCGGUCGGCCGUCGUCAGACCCGCCAUCAGCGGCGUCAAGCACGGGCGCUCCUCCUCCGCAAACCGGCCGAAUGUCGGCUGGCACUCGCCGGACCGUCAAAGGUGCCGGUUCUGGCACUCCGUCAAAAGGAGCGUCAGGCGGAAUGACGGCCGGGAAGAAACGAAUGGCCGCGGUAACGGAAAAGGCGGUCGGGCUGAAGGAUCGACUACGGCAAGCGAGGGAGGAGGUGUUGGAGCUGCGACAGGACGCGUGCGACCUGCAGGAGUACGCCUCCGCCAAGCUCAUGCGCGCGCAGACCUACCUACAGCUUCUCGCCAAGAAGGCGCACGGACUCGACCAGGUGGCACAGGAGGCAGAGUCAAAGGUGGCGCCUCUGAAGAAGGAGCGCCGGCGGCUCUUCAACAGCCUCAUCCAGUCCAAAGGCAACAUACGAGUGGUUUGUCGGGUGCGCCCAACAUUCGAGCACGAGGACUCACUCGCACUCUCCUUCCAAGACGAAACCACCAUCCGCAUCAACCCCUCCUCCACGGGCACUGCUGCUGCCGGUGCGGCCGGUGCGGCCGGUGCGGCUGGUGCUGGCGGUGCGGCCGGUGCGGCCGGUGCGGCUGGUGCUGGCGGUGCGGGCAGUGCAGGGUCUCCUGGAUCCUUGGGUGGUGGGGGUGGCAGCAGUGGGCUGGCGAAGAGGGACUAUGAGCUGGACCACAUCUAUGGGCCGCAUGUGGGGCAAGGUGAUCUAUUCGUGGACGCGGUGCAGCCCAUGGUGCAGGCUGUGAUGGACGGGUUCAACGCCUCCAUCAUCGCAUACGGCCAGAGCGGAUCGGGGAAAUCACACACCAUGGAGGGCCCGUCCCACGACCGCGGCAUCUUCUACCGAGCGUUUGAUGAGAUCUACGACCUUGCCAACUCAACAUAUGCCCCUGCUGACAGCUACACCUUCCACGUCAGCGUGCUCGAGAUUUUCAACGAGCAGCUGAGCGACCUGCUGGUGAACCCCUUGCAGGCCGGCCAUGGGUCCGUGGGGAAGGUCGAACUCGUGCAUGGGGGGGCGGGAGGAGGCGGCGGAGCAGCAGCAGGGGGAGGCGGAGCAGGCGCAGCAGCAGGAGGAGUAGGAGGGGGUGUGGGGGGGUGGGGGGAGGUGGAGGUGCGGGGGGUGAGGGAGGAGGCGGUGAGCAACCCGAUGGAGUAUGCCAAGGUGGUCAAGACAGCUCUGCAGCACCGCGCGGCAGGGGGAGGUGCAUCUGGGGGAGGUGGGCUUGUUGGUGACAGCAAGGAGCGCAACAAGCUCUCCCACUUGGUGGUGAUAGUGAGAGUGCAUCACGACGACCCAGUGACAGGAGAGCAGCAGGGCAGCAAGCUGCUGCUGGCGGAUCUCGCCUCCAGCGAGCGCCUCCUCGCCUCCUCCUCCGCCUCGGGGGACAGGCUCACCGCCUCGCUGCACGUGCAGAAGCUCACCGCCUCGCUGCACGUGCAGAAGUCAUUCUCAGCCCUGGGCGACUGUCUGUCUGCUCUCACGGGCAAGCGCCCCACCGUGCCGUACGGCAACUCCAAGCUCACCACUCUGCUCUCCGACUGCCUUGGCGGCGAGGCCAAGACGGUGGUGGUGGUCACAUGCAGCCCGUCCGUGCGGGACGUGGCAGAAUCAGCUCUCUCGCUGGCCUUUGCCGCUCGCUCGCGCAACUCUGAGCUCAGCCUGGGCACGCGGGAUACCAUCAAGAAGUGGCGCGACAUGGCGAAUGAUGCAAGGCGGGAGGUGUUUGAGAGUGAGAGGCAGACGGCAGAGGCGCAGCAGGAGGUGCUGCGGCUGAAGGACGCUGUGAGGGCGAGCGAGCAGACGGGGUGUGUGCUGCUCACCGAGCUGCAACGCGCCUGGGCGCAGGCUGGCCUGGUGGAGGCGCAGCACCACGCUGAAGUGGAAAGACUCCUGGUGAGAGGGGAGGAGGAAGGGAAGAGAGGGGUGGAGGCACAGCGGCGGAUGGAGGAGGAGUGGGAGACUCGAGCAGUGUUGGAAGGGGCAAAGACCGUGAGGGAGCAUGAGGAGGAGAUGGAGCGCGUGCAGCAGCAACACAUUGCGGAGAUAGAGGCGUACAAGGUCCAAGUGGAGCAGCUGCACGGGCGGCUGGCAGAAGCAGCCGAAAUGGCGGCGACGGUGGCGGCACUGCGCCGCCCGCAGGAGGACUCAGCAGAGGUGGCGGAGCUGAGGCAACGAUACGAGGCGGCGGUGCAGAAGAUGAUAGCGUAUAAGAACGAGCUGGAGAAGAGCGAAGCGCUCACGCGGUUCCCCCCAGUCGAACCCCUCUCAUCCCCUCUCUCCCCUCCCUCUCCCUCCCCUCUUCUCCCUCCCUCCCCGUCUUCCCCCAAUCACCAGGAGCUGAACUCAGAGAAUGCCAGUCUGCUGUCUCGCCUGGAGGCCACCAACAGCGCGCUGGCCCAGGCAAGCAGUAGCAGCAAUGAAUCCUCUCCCCCCCCUUUCCCUUCACCCCUCUCUUCCCCUCCUUCGCCCUGCAUAUUCCCCCCUCCUCCUCCCCAGGCUGCUCUCGAGAAUUCUGCCCUCAUGAAGGUGGAUGCCCAUGUGCAGGCCCAGGCCCAGGCGCAGGCACAGGUGCAGGCCGGAGAGGGACAGGCAAUCACUGCAAAUGGCACAGCGGGACACGGGGAUGGAGGAGCAGGGGCAGGCGAAGGCCAGGGCGCUCAGCAGCAGGGGCAGGGGACUGAAGGGAAGCAGGCGGGUCCUGCUGCUCGUGCUGCUGCUGCUGCUACUGCUGCUGCUGCUGCUGCUGCUGCUGUGAGAGUGGGUGCAGGGGGGUUGCAGCCGCAGCAGCAGCAGCAGGCGGGAAGUGGUGGGGAGUGGGAGAGGCGGAGGGAUGAGGUGGUGGGGCGGAUGAAUAGGGUGAUGGUGGACGCGCAGAGCGAUGCCGCUGCUCUGGCUGAGGAGAGCAACGCAUGCUUGAGAGAGGUGCGUGGUGGAGGGCAGUGCUGGGUGGUGGGGAGCAGAGGUGAGUGUGCGAGAAAUUGCAUUGCAUCCCAUGUCCCGGCCAUCGAGCGGUUUUUGGAGAAAGCCCUUCCACAGCCGGCCAAGCCAGCUCUGCAGAAGAGCUCCACGUUUGCGCUCCCCACCACCGCCACCCCCGCGCCCGGCUCCACCCUCCGCACGUUCCGCCUCGACCUCAAGCUGCCGGGGGGGGACAAGGGGGCAGCGGGCGCGGGCGCAGGGGGUGGUGGGAGUGCGAGCAUCGCGGACCGGCGGGGCAGUGCGUCGUUCCGUCUGCCGUCGUUCCGAGCGGGUGGGAAGAAGGCCGCGGGCGCAGCAGGAGGGUCUGCUGUUAAGGUGUCAGAGGCACGGAUCAAGGAGAUUCGGCAGGAGGCAGCAGAUCACGCCAAGGGCCAGAAGGAGCUCGCCCUAGUCUUCGCUCACUUCGCCACCGCCAAACCCACCGCCACCACCACCACCGCCGCCGCCGCCACCGCCCCGCUCUCCCACCCCUCCUCGCUCCCCGCUGACCUCAUCGCCCGUGUCGCUGACGUCACCAGCCUGGAGCAGCGAGUGCUGCAGUGGACCGGAUCGCAGUUUGGAUUCUGGGCGGCGAGCGAGCCGCCCAGGGACGCGCAGGAGGACGUGGUGGCGGUGGCGGCGGCGGUGGUGGAGGGGUGGCGGGAGGGGCUGGGCACGUUCAUGCGGUACAGCGAGGAUGCCCUGGGACAGGUGCUGGCGGAUUGGAGCUUCCGGCAGUACCGGUCGCAGCUGGGGAACCUCAAGGACGUGGGCUCCUCCUUGCUAGUGGAGGAAGCGGACGACAUGGAGCAUGUGAUCAAGCUGCGCCUGGGGCUGGAGGCGGUGAGGCACAAGCGCGCCAAGCUGCUGAGGGACGUGGCGGCAGACGCGUCACUGGGGGCGCACAGGGAGGAGCUGCUGGAGGGGCAGAAGCGGUGGGAGGCGGAGGGGGGGGUGAAGGAGGAGAGCCGGAUUGGUUCGCUUGCUGCUCUUGAGAAGAUCUUUCGCGCAUGCCAGGUGGGAUGCCAUGGAAGCGCUGAUGCCAUGGAAGCGCUGUCAGCGUCGCGCAUGCCGCCAGAGGAGGCGGUGAACGGCAUGCGGGAGGGGCUGGCGAGGCAGCAGCGGGAGGAGCUGCCAGUGCUGGCGGGGCCAGACAAGAUGGUGGGCGAGCAGAUCAUCGCGUAUGCCCUGCAGUUCUUCCCGCAGGGGGAGGAGCUGCCGGUGCUGGCAGGGCCGGACAAGAUGGUGGGCGAACAGAUCAUCGCCUAUGCCCUGCAGUUCUUCCCUUCGGUGCUGGCGGGGCCGGACAAGAUGGUGGGCGAGCAGACCAUCGCGUAUGCCCUGCAGUUCUUCCCCGUGAGUGCCGGGGGUGGGGUUUCAGGGAUCCCGCAUCAAACUCUUUCGCCUUCUCGCUUCUGUCUCUCCUACCCCUCCUUCCCCUCAAACUCCGUUCCCUACGCUGACCCCUUCUCUCUUCCCAACCCUUGCUCCCUCGUGUCCCCUCACCAACAGCAGCAGCACAACGGCAACCAAGAGCAGCAGGAGGGUGGUGGUCUCUCCAGGCGUCUCUUUCACGACGGUGAGCAGGCAGGCGCCCCUCCUGCUUCCCAUGCUGGUGCCGCCUCCUCUCCUGCACGAAACUCCACCUCUUCUGCUGCUGCUGGUGCUGCUGCUGCUGCAGCACACCACCCAUCCUCCCCCUCGCGACACAGUGCCACUGGUUCCCCCUCCCGCCGCCUGUCUUCCCCGUCGCGCCGCCCCUCCUCUCCCUCCCGCUCUUCCCUCUCCCACCUCGCACCGUCCCAAGGUGGGCUGGUGGAUGGGCUGGGGCGAGGUACAGGAGAGGGAGCAGACGGAGCAGUGGGAGGGGGAGUAGGACGGGAAGGGGGAGGAGAGAGUGCUGCUGCUGGCCUGUCUAUGGGAGGGGAGGGGGACAGUAUGCCAGCCACAGCAGCAGGAGCAGGAGGAGUAGGGGCAGCAGCAGGAGGAGUAGGGCCAGCAGCAGGAGGAGUAGGGGCAGUGGCAGCAGGCAGUGUGGCAGCAAGGCAGGAGGAGGUGCGGAGGAGGGCGGAGCAGGAGGGGGUGAGGAAGUGGACGGCAGUGCAGCUGAACAGUGCAGAGGGGCCGCUUGUCAUCAAGUGCGGCGCCACGCACCACCUCCAACUCGCUAUCAAAUACUCCUCCGCUGCUGCCGAUGCUGCCGGCGGUGCUGCUGCGUUUGCAGCUAAGACCACAUCAGGGUCUCUCGAACCGGACACUCUUUCCGUUCUCCCCGACCCAUCCUCCCUCUCUGGGCUUUCUCUGGACCGGAUCCGGUCGGUUCUUUCGCCGCUUCUCCCUGCUCCUAUCGUCCACGUCAUCGUCGCCAAGUCAGCCAACGCCACGCGGGCGCGGUACGGCCGGAUCCACUCCACCCUCGCCGCCCGCGUGCCGGUCCUACGUGGCGCGCCCAGCAGCACCGGCCCCGCCACGUCGCGCGCUGCGGAGUCGCCGACCACUGUCGCGCGGCCAACUGGCAGCUACAGUGCCACGAGCACUCCCGGGCGGGGAGUUUCGUCUGGAGCGGGAUGGGGAGGCGGCGUGAAAGGGGGGAGGAGGAGCACGGGGGUGGGGGGCGUAGGGGGUUCGAUAGGAGGGCGAGGAGAUGUUGUGGAGUUGGAAGGGAGGAGCUGGUCUAGAGGGGCGUCUCUUGCUAACUCGGUUGCUGCCACCCCCAUCUCGUCAAGCCCAUUGCAUGGGCCGUUGCGAGGGGGAGGAGGCAUGAUGGGAGGGAGUGUGCGGAUGAGUUUAGAUGCCAGAGCUGGUGGGGAAGGAGGAGGGGGAGGAGGGGAAGGUGGAGUGGGAGGGAAAUCUCUGAAAAAGAGUUCGAGCAUGCAUGAGUUUCCGGAUGGCUUGUAG
This is a messenger RNA of Closterium sp. Naga37s-1, 5931 nucleotides long. The record is from the annotation of a GenBank genome assembly. Lineage: Eukaryota; Viridiplantae; Streptophyta; Zygnematophyceae; Desmidiales; Closteriaceae.